CUCCAGACCCAGACUCCAAUUCCAGCCUUGAUCCCAACCCAGCAGCUAGACACGAUACCACCCCACAAGAACUUGACCAACCAGCGCAGAGAACUAAACCUAUCCUUACCUCCUACACGGUUCUCCAGCACGAAUUGAAUCACCCAGCGUGCGACCCCUUUCGUCUUAUACUCCAACCUCGACAACGACCCCCGCACGACCACCACCACCACAAUAAUAACAACAAUGGGCAACAUCUGCUCCAAAUCCUCGAACGAACCCGACGCCUUCGCCCGACCCGGCCGCGUCCUCGGCGCAAACGACACCACCAACACCACCAGUGCAGCCACAACGAAACCCUCCGGCCCGCGCGCCUCGCUCCCGAAAUCCCACUCGAGCACAAAUUGGGGUUCUGGCCCGUCAGGAAGGACAGUCGGCGGCGAUGGUACCGCUGCGUCAACACCCGGGAAGGACAAUGAGGAUGCGAGGGCAAAGGCCGCGUUGGCGGCGCAGAAACGUGCUGAGUCUGCGAACAAUACCGCUAGCAAGGGGAAGCUUGGGUCUAAGUUGGCGGAGCAGAGGGCGCAGACUCAGGCGCAGACGUUGGUGAAGGCUAGUCAGGAUGAGAUUGCGGCUAGGGAUGCGGAUGGGGCGGCGGAGGCGCGGAGGUGGGAGUGAGUGAUGGAGAAUUUUGAGCCGGUUUCGGUGUUGUAUAUAGAUCGGGAGGUGUAGAGUUGGUGGG
Molecule: messenger RNA, 721 nt
Organism: Aspergillus homomorphus CBS 101889
Lineage: Eukaryota; Fungi; Ascomycota; Eurotiomycetes; Eurotiales; Aspergillaceae
Exons: 2
Coding region: 226-657 (143 amino acids)
Source: RefSeq, a predicted model, not a curated record